UGACGUGCGCAAUGCGCGUCAAAUGUUUACAUGUUACGUUCGGCGCAAUGUUUUGUUGUAUUUAAAUAAAUCAGUCAAUGUAUUGUUCCUUUUUAUAACAAGUUAUAAUUUGAAUUAUAGAAAAUGUACCUAUCGGAUUUAAAAAAUCUUGUAUCAAGCUUAGCAGUCAUUACUACGAUAUUACAAUUUUUAUCCGGCAUUCUCGUUUGCAAAAAAUAUGUAGUUAAUGGUACAACAUCGGAAUCAUCGCCGCUACCAUUCAUAUGCGGUUUUAUAUCAUCCGGUCUUUGGCUAUUGUAUGGAUUAACAAAACAGGACAAUAAAAUAAUUUUAGUUAAUACUGUUGGUAUAGUACUAAUGGUCUCAUAUGUAAUAGUAUUUUAUAUUUACACUUUCAAGAAAACCACAGUAUUAAGGCAAUUUUUACUGUCAAUUACAAUAUAUGCCUUCACAAUUGGCUAUAUGACUGUGGAGGAAGAUAAUGAAGUUCUUCUGAAUAGAUUAGGGUUAUCAGCGUGUUCUCUUACUUUGUUAACAAUUGCUGCGCCAAUGAUCAAGCUGUUUUAUGUCAUUAAGACAAAAUGUACAGAUUGUCUCCCUUUUCCAAUGAUAUUCAUGUCAUUAAUUGUGUCAAGUCUUUGGUUUGUUUAUGGUAUAAUAGAAGAAGAUAUAUAUCUAUCGGUACCAAAUUUUAUUGGUGGUGCUUUAGCUUUGGCGCAGCUGUCACUGUUUGUGAUAUAUCCUAGUAUUCCAUCUUCACCUCUUAUAUCUAAGACAACUUUAGCUUAAUUAAAAAAAAAGAAGAAUCAAGGUAAAUAGUAUUUUUCAAUAACUUUUAGUAAAUGUAAUUAUUUAUUAAUACAUGCUUAAAUUUAACAUAUGACAAGAGUUUCAAGUUUUCAAAAUGAAUCUCAAGCUAAAUAUAUUUCUGGAGUCAUUUUGUUGACAAAUGUUAGAAAAAAAAUGCAAAUAAAUAAAUAUUUUUUCUUUGAAUAAAUAUGUAUUAUACAAAAUAGAAAUCAAUAUGAGGAUUUAUGCAUAAGUUAAAAUAUUAUAAUUGUUUUCUUAAAUGAAUCUAUUAAGCUAAUAUGUAUUUGUUUUUAUGUACAUGAUAAUUUCCCAUUAUUAUAUAGGAAUUAGUGACCAACUGAAGGUUGAUUUUUGGCCAAAGCCCACAUCGAAUAAACGGCUCUCGCCACAACAUUCGGCUGAUACCGAAGGUUUAAUAACCCUAAGAAAUUCAGUUCAACAUUUAGCUAAAAGUAAAUGAACUAUUAUUUUUUAAGUUUAUGACAUUUUUUUCUGUAAUAAAUUUAACGAAAUGAUUAAAAUUACCUUGCAUUUUGUUAAAAAUUAUAACACUUCACUAAGUUUCAGUUUCAAAUGAACUCUUUCUAAACUUUGGUCAAUCUCAGCUCAGUUUUGGAAAAUUGAGACACUAAUAGACAUUCGGCCAAACUUACGGCUUUGGCCAAAAUCGAAAGGUUUCGGUUGCACACUAAUAAGUUUAAAUUUUUAAAGACAGUCAUAUUCACUGAAAGUUCAAAUAAUAGUAUUAACAGUAUGCUUUCUAUUCAGUAAGAUAAAUUAGUCAUUGAUUUGGUCUCGUAUAUGUAUAAGAUUAAUUAUAUAAAAGCAACUAUACCUUAAACCCAUAGUCAUAGAGAAUGGACAGAGCUUCUGACAAGCUGACUAGUCAAGACAUUAAAAAAGCGUGUAAGAGACUAUGGUCUACUAUCAGUACAGUAAGUGUGUAGGUACUAUAUACUUUAUAUUGUUGCGUUCCGGUUGGAAAUGUGAGGGUGCCAGUCUAACUACAGGCACAAUGUCAUAAUAUCUUUGUUCCCAAGUUCGCUUCAGGUAACUUUGCGGCUCUGUAGUCAAAAUUAUACGACGUCAACAUUCAGACGACUCUGUCUUAUGCACUCGUUUAUCGUCGGCGCGAUCUAAGCUGGCCGGGCUGAUGUUCGGGCUCUAAAACAGUCACGAAAGGUUAUACCUAUGUAUGCUUCCGACGCUUGUAUCCUGUGCGAUUAUUACAGAAUAGUCUUAUUUAUUCUUUGAAAUGUGUUAUUUUUUAAAGGAAGGCUGUCUUUUUUAUCAAAAAUAAAAUUUCUUAUGUAAUUAAGGUAUGAGUUAUUGUCUAAUUUAUCAAAAAUAUUAAUUUUUUUUCUAUACUAAUAAAUAUGUUCGAAUUUGCGUCCUUUCCUGACGCUUAAUUUCAAAGCUUUAGAGAUAUAACUAUGCUUAAACCCUAACUGAUAUUAAUUAUAACAAUAUUUGUUUGAAUGUAUUGAUAUUGUAGCAAAUAUGAUUUUUUAAGAUUGUGGAAUGUCAAAACAUAAUUUAACGUUAACCUUAUUAAUAGAACAACUUUAGUUAAUAUAAUAAUAGUUCAAAUUAUUUAUAUUUAUGUUAGUAUUUAUAUGACAUUUAAAAAAUGUUAUUGAAAAAAGAUCUAGUAUAUCUAUACAUAUUUUUAAUGUUAAUAGCAUUAAAUUAGCGAUAUCCGUAAAAUAUUUGAACAGCUGUAAAAGUAUCAAUGUUUAAAUUGGUAAAAAUAGUCAAAUUUUAUUUUGCACAAUUUAGUCAAAAGCCAUGUAUUGAAACUUCAAAUGUUUAACAUUAAAAUUGAAGAAGAAGUAUUUGAGUGUAAUUUUGAGUGAUUUCGAUUGUUUGUAACAUUUUCACGCUUCAACUAUUCAAUCAAUCAAAAGGGAAUUUUGCAUACAUACUGUCAGGGAUACGGAAAAGGACAUACAAGACCAUAGUAAUAAAUAAAAAACAGAAUAUAUUAUCUAAUGUGGUCCACAUAACAGUCCUCUUGCCAUGUUUAUUUUAGAUUUAAAUAAUUAUGGUGCUUAAGUCAUUCAUAUUUAUUAGAUAUCUGAGUAAUUUAAUUUAAUGAUUUUCUCGUCUGAUUACGGUUGUUUAUUUAAUUUUUUUACAUUUAAAUGUGUACGUAUUUAAUAUUAUGUAUUAAAAGAAUUUUAUUUUGUUGAAAAUAAAACAACUA
Molecule: messenger RNA, 3016 nt
Organism: Nymphalis io (European peacock)
Lineage: Eukaryota; Metazoa; Arthropoda; Insecta; Lepidoptera; Nymphalidae
Gene: slv
Product: sugar transporter SWEET1
Exons: 5
Coding region: 124-789 (221 amino acids)
Biological process (GO): carbohydrate transport
Cellular component (GO): membrane
Molecular function (GO): sugar transmembrane transporter activity
Source: RefSeq, a predicted model, not a curated record